Molecule: messenger RNA, 2388 nt
Organism: Eufriesea mexicana
Lineage: Eukaryota; Metazoa; Arthropoda; Insecta; Hymenoptera; Apidae
Product: ankyrin repeat and zinc finger domain-containing protein 1
Exons: 12
Coding region: 1-2358 (785 amino acids)
Biological process (GO): ERAD pathway
Molecular function (GO): protein binding
Source: RefSeq, a predicted model, not a curated record
AUGAUGGAUCAUCAAAUAUUUAAAAUAUAUAAUCAUGAAGACUUUAACAGAAUUACAAAGGGAAUUAAAGUUGCACAAUGCAUGCAAUCGCGAUCGUCAUCUGUUUCAGAAAAUGAAAAAGUAUUGAGUCAACUUGAUGAUUUAGUUGUAUCUGAUUCCCUAAGUUGUUCAUUUUGUAAUACUGUAUUUGAAGAUAAAACACAGCAAAGACUUCAUUACAAGUUAGAUUGGCACCGGUACAAUUUAAAACAGCGUUUGAAUGGAUUAAAAUCUAUUAGUGAAGAUAAAUUUAAUCUUUUAGCUGAUGAAGGCGAUGUUUCAAGUUUAUCUGGAAGUGAUAUAGAUUCGGAGAAUGAAGAUGAAACAUAUGUCUUAGAAGUAGGGAAUUCACUUAGUGGACAUUGUGAAAAUAGAAACUUUGUUAAUAAGAGUAAGAAAACUGAAAAAAAAGGAAAAAAUACAGAAUCAGUUUCUGAUAGUUCAGAUACAGAAUGUUGUGAUGACACUAUAAAAGAGAAAAAAGUAGAAGCUUUAGUGGUUACUGCAAGUCGUCAUUCAAAAGUUUUUUUUGAGAAUGAUGAUGGAAAUAUAUUUAGUAUGUAUAGAUGUUUACUGCACAAUAAAAAGGAAAUUCCAGAGGUUGACAAUGAGAUGAUUGCUCAGGCAUUGGAAAGUGGGAAAAAAACAACAUGGACUAUUAUCAUGAUCGGUGGAGGACAUUUUGCUGCAGCCGUAUUUCAAGAUGGGGAACCUGUUGUGCAUAAAACAUUUCAUUCUUAUACCGUACGAGCAAAGCAGGGAUUUGCCCAAAGUUCACGUACAACAGCUAAUCAUACAAAGAGUGCUGGAGCUAGUUUGCGUCGUUAUAACGAAGCAUCUCUUCUUCAGCAUGUGCAAGAUAUACUUGAAACAUGGUCAUCUUAUAUCAAUAAUUCCUCUUUAAUUCUAUAUAGAGCAGUUGGUCCAUAUAACCGUACUGUAUUAUUUGGAGGAAAAAAUCCACCUUUAGAUAAGAAUGACUUGAGAUUAAGACCAUUACCUUUCCCUUCUCGUAGAGCAACAUUCAGUGAAGUUAAAAGGGUGUAUGAUAUAUUAAGUACCAUGGAAAUUUAUGGUUUUGCAGCUGAUUUUACAGAUUCUUUUCCUAUUUCACCACGUCAACCACUUAGAAAAAAAGUUCCAAAAGCUGAUUUACCUGGUGAAGUUCCAGAACAAGCAGAAAAUGGAGAGUAUGAUUCUAAUGCUAUUAAUAGUUUGCGUAAUCUUCAAGAUAGUGGUAAGAAUAAAGUUUCUACUCAAUCAUCACCUGAAAGACAACACAGAAAUUCUCGAUCCCAUAUAGAUAGAGCAAAACCGAGAAAAAGUCCAUGUCGUCCUUUACCAGAUAUUGUUGCUAAAUUAGCACAAUCAUCUUCAGAAUCAGAAUUGGAUAGUCAAAUAAGUACUCUUAAUAUUCCAAUUGAUGUUUCAUUAAUUGAGCAAGAAUUAGAAGUAGAAUUUCAUGAAAAUUUACUUGCGUUUCAAGAUACUGUACCAAGAUACAUGAAGAAUAAAAAAGCUCGUCGUCAAAAGAAGAAAGCAAAGAAAGAUGAGUGUGUAAUGAAUGAAAUAUUAACCAGUGCUAAAGUUAAACUAUGGUCAGCAUGUAAAUUCGGUGACAAUGAAUUACUGUCAUCCGUUAUCAAUAAUUUAUUAACUCAAGUAGAAAAGAGUAUGACAUCAGAAGAGCAAAAUAAAGAAGAUGUAACUAUACAUUCUAGUUCAAUUAUAAACAAAGAUGAUGUAAUAAAAUUGGUAAAUGAUCCUAACGAAGAUGGCAAUACAAUGCUACAUUUGGCAGCUCUGGGUGGACAUUUAAAAUUAGUGUGGCAAUUACUAGAAAUUGGAUCAGAUCCUUGCAAUAAAAAUAAGAAGUUACAAACACCAUAUGCAGCAACUAAUGAUAAAGAAACUAGAAAUAUUUUUAGAAGAUUUAUGGGUGCAAAUCCUGGGAAAUUCAAUUAUAGUAAGUCUCAAAUUCCUGGGCCAUUAACUGAUGAAAUAGAACAAGAAGAAUUAGAAAAAAGGAAACAACAACGAAAAGUAAAGCGAGAAAAGGAUAAACUAAAAAGAAAAGAAUUUGAGCUUAAAAAGCAAGAAGAAGAUGCAAAACAAAGAUAUCUUAGCCUUAGUGACAAGGAAAAGAGAGCAUUAGCUGCAGAGCAACGUAUUCUAAAACAAGGCUGUAUUGUAAUUUCACGAUGCUUUCAAUGUGCAGUGGAUAUGGCAGGUCAGGUGCCUUUCGAGUAUAAUUCUAAUCGUUUCUGUUCUAUGCCAUGCUUAAAAGAACAUCGCCUUCGUAACAAAAUUGUUAUUUAAUGAUAUUUUAUAUUUAACCAUGUUUUUAUG